Molecule: messenger RNA, 780 nt
Organism: Opisthorchis viverrini
Lineage: Eukaryota; Metazoa; Platyhelminthes; Trematoda; Opisthorchiida; Opisthorchiidae
Exons: 4
Coding region: 88-780 (230 amino acids)
Source: RefSeq, a predicted model, not a curated record
UAUGAAAAUGGACAUAGUCCUGAGGCUUUGCUUACGAGCAAGCACCAUCACACAUCGAACCGACGGCAAACACUUUCUGAAGCUCCAAUGCGGAAAAUACCAUUACGAGCAUUAUUUAUAAAUAUUUGCAUUCGUUCGCCAGAACAACAAACAAAUGACCGCUACCCCACAGAAUUUAGGCAUUACGGUGUACGCAAAGAAGUGCCUUUCCGCGGUGAUAGUGAGCUUACUCAAAUUAGCUCUGGUAUUACUAGGUCUGUUGCCUUGCAUUUCAGCUUUGCGAUACUGAAGUUGCCGGCUGCCUUCGUUUAUGAGCUCCUGCAUGAAACAAAAAUGGAUGUCGUGAAAUUGAUUUUCCUAUGCUGCGUCUGGUUUCGACUCUUCUACGUCUCAAAUGGUACCACGGAUCUCUACCACGCGAACACACUGGCCAGAGUUCCAAAGGGUGUUGCGGCGAACGUGGCUGCAACCGCAUCUACAAAGACACAGCGGGUAUCUAUGUCUCCAACUCCCACGAUACUAAGCAGACCGUCCUCAAUAUUUUAUGAUGAUCUGCCGACGGUGAUUCCAGACUCCCAUACCUGGCGUGGCACACUAUCGGCUGAGGAAAAACUGGUGGCACAACUAUUGAAUCGGGGCAGUUUGACAGUUCGACCGAACGGGCACAACAACAAAACAACCAGCCCAGUCUUUGUGGAUAUCACGUAUAACGUUAUCCAAAUCCUUGCAUUUGUGAGUGAGAGAAAUCCCAAACUGAUUGUCAUGGGAUUGGUAGUAUAG